AUGCGUAGAACAACGAAAAGCACAGCCAAAACAGCAUACAGGAGCAAGGCAGCAGCACCAUUUGACUUGUCAACCGUAAAAACCAAAUCUCAAGAGCUUGCCGCCUCUGCAAGUCGCAAAUCCAAUCGUUUAUUUGGUAUUGAAGAAGCACCUACAUUUUACCCAACACAGGACGAAUUCAGAGAUCCUCUACGCUACAUUGAAAAGAUAAGCCCUGAAGGAGAAAAGUAUGGCAUUAUAAAGAUUGUUCCUCCAAAGGAUUACAAUCCUGAUUUCAGUUUAAAGACGGAGUCGUUUCGCUUCAAGACUCGCAUCCAGAAAUUGAACAGCAUGGAGGGAGAGACCCGUACUAACGUCAACUACUUGGAGCAAAUCAAGAAAUAUCACAAAUUAACUGGCAAAUCCAUAACCAAACUUCCACAGCUUGAUAAAAGACCCAUCGAUCUCUACAAAUUGAAAAACGAGGUGGCCGCCCGUGGUGGGGUUCAAGAAGUGACAAGGCUCAAGAAAUGGGCAGAAAUUGGUAGAGAGCUAGGCUAUGCUCGCAAGCAAUGUACAUCCAUGUCAAAUGCACUUAAAACUGCUUACCAAAAAGUUGUUUUACCCUAUGAAAUUUGGUAUGGCAAGCACAAGAACGAUAUUGAUCAAUUUACACUCAAAGAAGACAAUGGCUCUUCUUCCUCUCCCACUGACUCUACUGAAAAUGACAAUUGCGAGAUUUGCCACAAAAAUGGAAAUGAAGAUAGCUUGCUUCUAUGCGAUGGUUGCAACCGUGGUUUCCAUACCUACUGCUUAAACCCUCCUCUCCCCUCUGUGCCAAAGACGGAUUGGUUCUGCUUCCAGUGCUUGACCGCUGUAGGAAAAGACUAUGGCUUUGAGGAUGGCAACGAAUACAGCCUCAACGACUUUCAUACAGUGUGCGAUAAUUUCAAGACAAACUGGUUCAAGAAGACGCAUCCAAAGGGUAGCAGCACUGUCACAGAAGAGGAGUGCGAAAGCGAGUUCUGGAGACUAGUGAACAACCCUUAUGAAACCUGUCAAGUUGAAUAUGGUGCUGAUUUACAUAGUACACAACAUGGAAGCGGCUUUGCUACAGCUGAUCAUCUAUCAAAGAGCGCGCUUGACCCAUGGAACUUGAAUGUGAUACCUGUGGUGCCUCAGUCUUUAUUUACAUACAUCAAGUCCGACAUCAGUGGCAUGAUGGUGCCUUGGUUAUACGUUGGCAUGUGCUUCUCUGCGUUCUGCUGGCACAAUGAAGACCACUACACCUACUCUAUCAACUACAUGCAUUGGGGUGAAACGAAAACAUGGUAUGGUGUCCCAGGAUCUGAUACAGCAAAAUUCGAAGAUGCCAUGCGAAAGGCUGUUCCUGAACUGUUUGAACAACAACCUGAUUUAUUAUUCCAACUGGUGACAAUGCUUAGUCCUGAACGCUUAAAGAAGGAGAAUGUGAAUGUAUAUGCUGUUGAUCAGCGUCCUGGCCAAUUUGUAAUUACCUAUCCCAAGGCCUACCAUUCUGGAUUCAAUCAUGGUUUUAAUUUCUGUGAAGCAGUUAAUUUCGCUCCUAGUGAAUGGGUUGACUAUGGCUUGGAGUGUGCCAAGAGCUACAAAAACUACAGACGACAGCCUUGCUUCUCACACGACAAUUUGCUGGUGACAGCUGCACGAAACCUGAAUUCAAUGGAGAAUAUCGACUGGCUGAAGCGUGGGCUUCUUGAAAUGCAGAGCAGAGAGAUGGAAGAAAGACAGCAUGUCAGAGCCAGAAAGUUGGAGGAAAGAGUCGUUCCCGAAGCUGAUAUCCGCGAAGAAUUACAGUGCGUGUUCUGUAAUUGCUACAGCUAUCUAUCCUACAUUGGCUGUGAUUGUACGCACAAGAUAGCCUGUCUGGAGCACGUCGCUGAGCUGUGUACCUGUGAUAUCAACAGCAAAGUGAUGCAUUUACAAUUCACCGACAGCCAACUAGAAGAACUGGUUCUGCGUGUUACACACAUUGGCCCUACACCUGAUCUUUGGAUCGAGAAGCUGGACACUGUAUUGAACUCCAGAACCGGCCUGAACAUGAAGAAACUCAGAGAAUUCAUUCGAGACGCACACAACAGCAACGUACCGCAAGAACCCAUUGACAAUCUAAAAGAGUUUAUAAACGUGCUGGAUCGAUGGAUCGCAGAUGCCGAACGCUUACUUGGAUCACGACCGGACAAUGCAAAACAGACAGAAACACGAUACGAACGAUGUCAGGAUUUGAUGGAAAGAGCACAGGAGAUCGGCUUCAACCUUGCUCUUCUGCCCAAUGUAGAAUCUUAUGCAGCAAAGCUCAAAGACGUAGAUGAUCAGAUUACCGACGAAUUAUUCGCUUCAAAUGACAUUGAUCGUCAAAAGAGCAUACUGGACCGAGGCGUGCGCUUCCGAUCUGACUCUGCUCAAUUUCGAAAGCUCAAGAAAUUCAUGGAAUACAGCGUGUGGGAGCAAGCUUUACGAAAACUUUAUGCGGCUCCUUUUGCUGCAAAAAAUUAUAAAAGGCUGAUCAAGGAUGGCGAGGAAAUGGGUCUGACAGUCGAAUCUGACGCUUUGUUCAAGCACUUGGUGGACAAGGACAGGCACGCUAGACAAGCAGUACAGCAUGUAGAGAAUAUCAUCAAGGGAAGAGAAAAGAUCGACCCCAGCGACGAACAAGGUAUAUUUCACAUUGGAUACAACGCAGAGAAUCCUGAUAUAAGCGUCGAUUUGGAUCCUCAACUUUUCAAUCGAUUACGAAACAGCAUAACAAGAUCCAAGAUCACACUCGGCGAUUUAGACACAAUGCUCAACACACAAUGUACUAACGCCAGCAUUGCUGAGCGUCCCUCUGUCUCGGAGGCUCAAAGAUUGACCACGGCAACGCGAGAGCUGUGCUACACAUCCGACUUGGCAACACGAUUGACAGCAGAGUUGGCCCGCAACAGCGCCUGGAACGAGAAGCUUCGAUCGACAUUGAUGAAUGGAAGACAAAAAGGAUUAGAAGUCGUAUUGAAGGAGAUUCUCACCAACGUCCAACGCAUCACGACCAGCGAGGAGGAUACGCCGAAAAUCUACUGUAUAUGCAGAAGCAAAGAAAAUGGCCACAUGAUUGCUUGCGAAAUCUGUCAUGAAUGGUAUCACGUCCCUUGCUUAAGAGUCGCUCGCAACAUUGCUCGCUCUCUCACUGCCUAUCACUGCCCAGCCUGCCACCCAACACCAGAUGCAUUGCAAAAGAUAGCUCAUCAGUCCAAGCAGCCUACAUUGAAAGAAAUUGCGGAUCUGGUCGCAGCAGCAGGCCAACUGAGCUUCCGUCCCAAAGAUUAUGAAGCCAUCACCGAUAUUUACAACAUCAUGUUGGACUAUCAAAGCCGUGUACAAGCAUUCUGCCGUUCAAAGGAGCAACUGGAUCAUACAGAUGUGAAAAGAAUCAAGUUUUAUUUGCGAACAUUGAUGGGACUCGAAGUCCUUUUGCCAGAUGAAACUGACUUUUUGCGUGCCAAGAUAAAAGUCCUUGCACCUGCCGUUGAGCCUAUUGCGAAAUCCACCCCAUCAUCACCUACCUCAAGCAGCAACAUCAGCCCUCCAAAGGUGUCCUCUGCCGUGAACCACGCUUCAAGUGCAUAUCACAACAAAGCAAUCGCCUCAUCGCCUACACCUAGUGGCUCGUCAAGUGCAUCAUCACCGAUGGAUCACGCUCAACCUGAAAAGCCAUCAUUAAAGCGGAAACUGAUUACAACCGUAGGUUCCUCGCCAAUACCUGAGAGACCUGCCAAAGCAAUCAAGUUGACCUUGAAACCUCCCAAGCCCAUCACCACUGACCAGUACCACCACCCAGUAUCGUCUCCUUCAUCCGCAAGCUCUUCGUCAUCAUCUGGCAAGAAGCGAAAGCACAAGUGGGAUGAUGAUGGUUAUAAACCAAGCAAAAAACUUAAGUAA
Mucor velutinosus is the source of this 3933-nucleotide messenger RNA. RefSeq names its product phosphogluconate dehydrogenase (decarboxylating) gnd1. The coding region runs from base 1 to 3933 and encodes 1310 amino acids. The transcript is spliced from 6 exons. NCBI's taxonomy places the organism in Eukaryota, Fungi, Mucoromycota, Mucoromycetes, Mucorales, Mucoraceae. Gene Ontology annotation, biological process: regulation of DNA-templated transcription; chromatin remodeling. The record is from RefSeq and is a predicted model, not a curated record. Gene Ontology annotation, molecular function: DNA binding; histone H3K4me/H3K4me2/H3K4me3 demethylase activity. Gene Ontology annotation, cellular component: nucleus; chromatin.